AUGCAGAUCUUUGUCAAAACCCUAACCGGCAAGACCAUCACGCUCGAGGUCGAAUCGAGCGACACAAUCGACAAUGUCAAGGCUAAGAUUCAGGACAAGGAAGGGAUCCCGCCAGAUCAGCAGCGUUUGAUCUUCGCCGGAAAGCAGCUCGAAGAUGGCCGAACCCUUGCGGAUUACAACAUCCAGAAAGAGUCGACUUUGCAUCUGGUUCUGAGGCUCAGGGGUGGCAUCAUUGAGCCCUCGCUUAUGGCUUUAGCUAGGAAAUUCAACCAGGAAAAGAUGAUUUGCCGCAAGUAA
Striga hermonthica is the source of this 297-nucleotide messenger RNA. The record is from the annotation of a GenBank genome assembly. NCBI's taxonomy places the organism in Eukaryota, Viridiplantae, Streptophyta, Magnoliopsida, Lamiales, Orobanchaceae.